AUGACUAAUGCUUGGAGGCAGAUUCGCCGAAUGAAGAGGUUGGCAGUAGGUUCAUCAACGACUCCAGAAUAUAUCGAGUGGUUAAACAGCAGGAUCAAUGACAAUAUACCUGUGCCAAGUCAGGGAGACAAUCAACUAGCAGAAAAGCAUGUACGAGUUGUCCCUUCCGAGCUAGAAAUUAUAAGGCAUGAUUUUGAAAGAAGAAAUUCAGAGCUCGAAAAGAAGAUAGAGCAAACGGAAGAGGAGAAGAUGAAUUUAAAGUUGGACAUAGAUGUUCAGAAGUUGGAAACUGAAGGCCUGAGAAAAGGAAAGCGCAAAGCCGAGGAAGAUUUGAAUAGCUUGAAGACGGAUUAUAAGAGACUACGUCUGUUAGUGAGAACUGCCGGGUUGGGAAAAAGCUCAGAGCAGUGGCGUCAAGAGGUUGAAGAAGAAAAGGCCAAGGCUGGUAGGUGGGAAAAGAGAUUUCAGGAGGCUCAGACACAAAAUAAGUCCCUUGAGAGGAGUUUGUCAGAAAGCCAGAAUGAAAGGGAUGAAUUAAAAGCUAGGGUGGCCGAACUGGAGAAAACUGUUCAUCAAUAUCGAAAUCACAAUAUUGUGAUGGAGUUGCAAGCAAGCUUGAGUAGGAUCGAGCAAAUGAAGAGAACAGUAGAAGGAUUAGAGAUUGCAUUACAGAACUGUGAAGCCAGGAUUGAACAUCUGGAAGCAAACAAAGAUCAUCAAAGUGAACAGCUUCACUAUCUCCAGGAUCAAGUUGCAAAAAGGGAUCACAUUAUGGGAGAAGCUGUAGUUCAGAUUCAAGGGGUAGCUAAGCACCUACAGAAUUUGGCAAUACAAGCUGAUAUAUUAAGCGUGAAGUACGAAUCGGAAUCAGAUCAGGGGCAGAAGUUGGCAUCGUUACUUAGGGAGAUUAAAGUUCUAAGUGUUAGGGCAAAGCCUUAUUUAUAG
Gossypium raimondii (Peruvian cotton) is the source of this 945-nucleotide messenger RNA. RefSeq names its product tropomyosin-2-like. The transcript has a single exon. NCBI's taxonomy places the organism in Eukaryota, Viridiplantae, Streptophyta, Magnoliopsida, Malvales, Malvaceae. The record is from RefSeq and is a predicted model, not a curated record. The coding region runs from base 1 to 945 and encodes 314 amino acids.